This is a messenger RNA of Tremella mesenterica DSM 1558, 1143 nucleotides long. RefSeq lists its product as uncharacterized. NCBI's taxonomy places the organism in Eukaryota, Fungi, Basidiomycota, Tremellomycetes, Tremellales, Tremellaceae. The coding region runs from base 1 to 1143 and encodes 380 amino acids. The record is from RefSeq and is a predicted model, not a curated record. The transcript is spliced from 5 exons.
AUGAACCUUUCUCUUUCCUCCUCAACCGACACAGAUACUAUAUCUCCUUCGUAUCCUCCUCAAGCUGGUCAACCCCCUCAAACCUCUAAAGCCCCUCAAACCCCUCAAGCCUUUCAAGCUAGUCAACUUACUCAAGCCCCUCAAGCAAGUCAAGCCCCUCAAGCAAGUCAAGCCCCUCAAGCAAGUCAAGCCCCUCAAGCAAGUCAAGCGGGUCAAUUCACUAGAAAUCUAAAAACAAGAAAUCAUCCAGAUUCAAAUUUAGGUUAUUUAGAUUCUACCAAUUCCAUCCUCUCACUAAACUUCCUUAUCUCCUCUGAUACCUUUCCUUCGAACUCGUCUAUCCCUUCUUCUUCUUCUUCCCGUGUAACGAGUGAAUCAUCAGGGUUUUACGGAAAUACGAAAUCUAGGGUUGGUCUUGAUACAAGUAAGAGAAAGUCGGUAGAGAAGGAUAUUGAAUUCGAAGUGAGAUUACAACAAGAUUUAACUGCUUUGAGAAGUCGGAAAGGAGAUACUGGUGAUGUACUUUGGAGAAGUAGUUUUUACCUCUCCAAAUAUCUUUUAAACCAACUUCUUCACUCCCCUUCUUCUCCAUUCAUCGACCCUGUCAUCCUCUCUCAAUGUUCAGUAUUGGAAUUAGGUUCCGGUACUGGUUUAUUAUCUAUCUUAUUUUCCCCAUUUUGUCAUUAUUAUACAACUUCGGAUCAAUAUGAUAAUAUACGAUUGAUUCAACGUAAUUUAGAAUUAAAUUCUCAUAUUCCACAUGAAGAGAUAAACCGGGGGAAAGGGAACGGCGAAGGAAAUGUUAAAGUGGAAGAAAUUGAUUGGUUUCAAAGUUCGACUGAAUAUCAAAAAGGAAAACGAAGUGGGGAUGAAGAGAGAUACGAUUUGAUUUUACUUGUGGAUUGUAUUUAUAACGAAAAUCUGAUAAAACCUUUGAUUGAUACUUUGAGGUAUUAUACGAAAAAAGGGAAAACAAAAGUUUGGGUGAUUGUUGAAUUGAGAAGUUCAGAAGUUAUUUCUACGUUUUUAGAAAAUUGGUCAUCUUCUGAUGAUUGGAUGAUCAUACGUUUACCAUUUGAAUGUUUUGGAUCUUGGGAUGAUAAACGACCUAGAUGGGUGAGUUGGAUAGGAUGGUUAGUAUGA